Messenger RNA from Zingiber officinale, 3115 nucleotides. RefSeq names its product S-locus-specific glycoprotein S13-like. The record is from RefSeq and is a predicted model, not a curated record. Gene Ontology annotation, biological process: recognition of pollen. NCBI's taxonomy places the organism in Eukaryota, Viridiplantae, Streptophyta, Magnoliopsida, Zingiberales, Zingiberaceae. The coding region runs from base 1769 to 3115 and encodes 448 amino acids. The transcript is spliced from 7 exons.
GUCCAUAUAUAUGCCUGAUACCAUGUCAUCAUUAUUAUUGUAUUACUUAAUUAACUCAUCACUAAUGAGUCAUUAAGGUCAGAUAUUGUCAUUCACUGUCUAAUAAAACAUUGAAAGCUAGGCUCAACCACGUUGAAAGCUCCUUUCUCAACCAGAUUGAAAGUUAUCUUGUUUCACGAAGUCCAUAUAUAUGCCUGAUACCAUGUCAUCAUAAUUAUUGCAUUGCUUAAUUAACUCAUCACUAAUGACUCGUUAAGGUCAGAUAUUGUCAUUCACUGUCUAAUAAAUCUUUAUUUAAUCGUAAGCCCAUCAUUAUUCAUUAGCAAAAUGAAAAUUUAGAACUUCCUGGAGCUUGAAAAGAUUGGACUGUUUUGUUACCCACUUCUACCCAUCUGCUGAUUGAUUAUUUCAAAUUAAUAUUUUUUUAAUCCAGGUAUUCUGUUAUUCAAACCGAUUAAUUUUGAAGAUGAUCGAUUUGACCCCACAGAAAUUUUCUACCAACCAUUUAGGUAAAUCAGAAAACGGUAAUAGAGGUCCAUCCAAACUGAGAGCAUUCUUAGGUCCACUUCUCAUUGGAGGUCAUAGUUAAAAUUCGAAUCUUAAAUCUCUUAAUUAUCCGUUAAAGGGUCUAAUCAUUGUACCACUGACCCGGGACCAAAUUAACUUGUUAAUUGUGUAUCAAGUGGUAUACCGAGAUUAAUUUGCUUGAUAAUCCUAAUUAAACUCAGGUCUUGUUUCAAUUAGUCAUUUAAGAUUUGAUAUAUAUCUCGGAUCUUAGUUUCUAAAAAUAAAAACAAAAGGAAAAUAUUGAACUUUAGAUUUACUAAAUAAUAAUAAUAAUAAUAAACCAGGUCGAGCAUAACAGAUGUUUUUUAUAUUUCAUCUUUUUCAAUCAGUCAACCAAACAACUUGAUUUAAAGGAAUUAAAUUACUUAAACAGUAAAAGAAAUAGUAGAAAAUAAUAUAAAGUUUUGGGACAUAAAGUAUCACUGCUCAUAUAAUAUAAGUGGACUUAAUUAACUGAGAGAUGUACGAUGAUUCCGUGUUUCUAUUAUUUUUCGAUUCUAAUGUUGAUAUACUGCUGAAGAGAGCGGAUUUGCAGUUCAUAGGAUGGAUCAUUAUAUUAAUUGGCUGAUUUAAAUAAAUCCUAUCUAUUUAACAGACGAGGUCUAUCCAAAUCAGCUAAUUAAUUCUUAUGGUUCAUCCUUAGUCCGUAAAAUACGGACUAGAGGAUUCCGCCUUUCAGUCUUUCAAACAGUGACAAACCCAUUCACCAGAGACUUUCCGCUCUAUCAACGUCAUCUUCUAAAGGUGUUAAAUAUUAUAACAUAGUUUGCAGCAACUCGGCUCAAAGAACACGAUAAUAUAUUGCAGGUUCAGGCAACGCAAAUCCUUAGAAUUCCAUGGCGAGGAUGCAGCUCUUUCUUCUACACUACAUAGUACUAGCAGAGACAUUCUUUCUACUUGGCCGAUCAUCCUCUGCGUUGACAAAUUGUCCCAAUGCUCCGUGGCCGUCUUCCAAACAGUGAGAAAUCCAUUGACUAGAGAUUAGAGUCUCUUGUUCUAUCAUCAUCUUCUGUGUUGCAAAUGGUGGAAUUAGUACUAUGCCAAUUUGCAGCCACACACUCCUUUGAAGUAUUCCAAACAGAGACAAAUCAGUUGACUAGAGACUUCCUGCUCUAUCAUCGUCUUCUAAUUUCUAAAGCAAUUCUGCGUAAAGAACAGAACAGUAAUUGCAGGUGCAGACAACGCAAAUCCUUAAACUUCCAUGGGGCGGAUGCAGCUCUUUCUUCUACAGUUCCUGGAAAUAGUACUAGUAGAGACAUUCUUUCUACUUGGUCAAUCCUCAUCUGGAGAACUUGUAGCACAAUUUGAUAUAAUGGCGGGGAAUAGCUCACUUAUCAAUAACCAAACAUUGAUCUCGGCGGGGAGCAUGUUCCAACUCGGCUUCUUCAGUCCAGUUAAUAAUUCUGCGACUGCAUACAUAGGAAUUUGGUACUACAAUCACCCACCAAGAGAAAACAAAGUAGUAUGGGUCGCCAAUAGGGACAAGUCUGUCGACGCAUCCAUGGCAUCGUUAAACCUGACUUCCGACGGAAAUCUAAUUUUAUUUGAGGAAGGAACAAAGGUUUGGUCGACGGGAACAUCUGCAGAACUCAAUUCUGCACGCUUGCAGCUUUUAGACUCUGGAAACCUCGCGCUAACUGCAGGCAACUCUAACAGAACUGUAUGGCAGAGCUUCGACCAUGCGUGUGACACUAUUCUCCCUGGCAUGAAGCUGGGAUUCGACUUCCGGACCAACACUCCGUGGCAGUUCGUGUCAUGGAUGAGUGCCACGGACCCUUCUCCGGGCAAGUACAUCGUCAAGAUGGAGACAUAUAAGGUUCCGGACUUUUUGAUACUGAGUGUGAAUGGAUCUGCCAAACUCGGCCGCACUGGGCCAUGGAAUGGGCAAUGUCUUAGUGUGAUCAAGGCCCUGGGAUCUGAGAAAUCGAAGAACGGCGUCAGCCUUCUCGGCGGACCGAAAACGAGGGAACGACUUGGAGACCUUGGAAGCAUCGUCGGCGGAGAACCCGCAUGCAUUCAUGAGGUAUUUUGGGAUUAUCCAAAUACCGUAAGUUCAUUUCUCAUUUUAUCUUUUCCAAAAAUCGUUGUGUCUUUGUCAGUCCUUUUGAUUUUUGACGGGCGAGAGUGGAAUUCUUUCUUGUCACUUCCCAGAGACGACUGCGAUAACUACAAUAGUUGUGGCAACAACAGUGUUUGCACCAAGGGCUACUACUCGAUCUCCUGUCGUUGCUUGGAAGGGCUUGUGGAGAUCGGAAGUGUCGUCGGGUGCAAGAGGAAGGAACCCUUUCGUUGCUCAUCGAACCAGUUUCGGAAGGAGCCGAGCGUCAAGGUGCCCGACACUGAGAACGCAACCUCACGAGGCAAGAUUAGUCUGGAAGCGUGCAAUAAAUUGUGCUUGGAUGAUUGCUCCUGCGUCGCUUAUGCGGUGAUCAAUGGGCCUUAUGGCUGCAUAACUUGGCGCGGUGACCUGUUGGAUCUCAGAAGUUUUCCCGAUGGAGGAGACGAUUUGUACAUUCGGCUUCAAGGUAGUCGAGUUAUGCAUGCAUGA